Messenger RNA from Pogona vitticeps (central bearded dragon), 2622 nucleotides. It is a transcript of the gene LACTBL1, whose product is annotated as lactamase beta like 1. The record is from RefSeq and is a predicted model, not a curated record. NCBI's taxonomy places the organism in Eukaryota, Metazoa, Chordata, Lepidosauria, Squamata, Agamidae.
ACUUCACGGAUGCAGAAAGAGGGCCCUUCCAGUGGGAUUACGGUAGUGCCAGCUCCCACAGGCCUCCAGUAAGCAUAGCCUCUUCCGGCUGCCCGCGAUGGAAGUGAAGUUGGUCUAUGUUGCCCUCCUUGUCUUCUUCCUGCUCUCGGUUGCCAUGACCAGCUGCUUCCUUUGGCAGUACAGCCUUCCCAAGGCGGAACCCAGCCCAACGGUAACAGAGGUCAAGCCUGAAGCAGUACAGAUGUGUCCUCGUUACCCAGAUCCUGUGCCUCUUGACCACCCAAUCCCAAUCCUGAAGGAUGCGUUGGAAAAGGUGGACACACUUCUUCGUCACAAAAUCCGCAGCCCUGGCCUUCCAGCCUUGUCGGCCAUCGUGAUUUAUAACGACACCGUCCUGUGGACGGGCAACUUCGGGAAACGAAAUGGUUCUGAUCCCUUCUCAGGCAUUCCCAAUGAAUACACCAUUUACAGGAUCGCCAGUGUUUCCAAGAUCUUCCCCACCCUCAUGUUGUACAGGCUGUGGGAGGAAGGGAAGGUGACCUCUCUUGAUGACCCUUUAGAACGCUACACCCAGAGCUUUACAAUUAAAAAUCCACUGGGACGCCUCAAAGAGUCUGAACAAAGGUACUCCGCCGAUGGACUUAUCUUCCUGGAGAAAGGCACCUUGCCCUUCAAGCCAUCCCCUGUUACCUUGCGAAGGAUGGCCAGCCAGCUCUCAGGUCUGCCCCGACGUCUGCGCUCCACAAGCCUGUUGUGGAAAGGAACCACUCAGGAAGCACUGGCACUGCUGAAGGAUGAUGUCCUGGUGGCUGAUCCGGGAACCAAGUGCCAUUACAGCAACCUAGCUUUCUCCCUCAUGGCACAUGUCUUAGCAGAACACGCUGCCGAAGGCGAGUACCAGCGCUGGGUCACCGAGAACAUCCUUGACCGUUUGGGGAUGGAGGACACGGGCUUUGAUAUUACCCCUCCCAUCCGCUCCCAAAUGGCCGUUGGUUUCUACGGCAGUGGACAACCGGCUCCCCUCUAUGACCUGGGUUGGUACAGGCCCUCGGGUCAGAUGUACUCCACAGCCGCGGACCUAGCCAAGCUGGCCAUGGUCUUCUUGGGCACUUACCACCGGCGUCUCCUGGAGCCCGACACCGUCAAGACCAUGCUGACGCCCUUGUUCAAGUGCUCCAGCGAGUACUUCGCCAACAAGACCGGCACUCCCUGGGAGAUCAAUGAGUUGCUCGGGUACGACAUCAUCCGUAAGGACGGAGACCUGGAUGGCUAUUCGGCCACCUUCUCCCUGGUCCCCAAGCUCCGCUUGAGCUUCAUUGUGCUGAUGGCUGGUCCUCGUCCUCAAGGAGGAGACCUUGUGGCCCAGACCUAUGAGCAUCUUAUCCCGGCCAUGGAAUCUGCCUUCCGUGAGGCUGAGAAGAGCCUCAACCCGCCGCCGAGUCCUACCCCUUACGUGGGCUACUACACUUACUCCAAUCUAACUUUCUACGAGAUCAAGGUUGGCUCUGGUGGAGUGCUGGUCAUGCAACAGUUUGGGCCUCACAUCGAGGAGCUGAUCCCCGAAAACUAUCGGACUAUCAAGCUGCACCACCUUGAGGACCGGGUCUUCCAGGUGGUGUUUGACAAGGAGUUCCCUUGUACUCUGCAUCUGGGCUCGGCCUCAGUUUCCCUGGAAACCCAGGAUGGGCAGCUUUUUAAUUUCUACCCUUUUGAUCGCAAAGGAUUGUCCCCCGGCUUUGAUGCUCCAGGGCUGAACACAUACAAUGUGCUGCGCAUCCAGCGCAAGCCGGUGUUCUAUAGCUAACUGGAUGGCCGUUUUGACUCUCAAUUCCGAUAUGUGAUGUUCAAUUAGACUGCAGAGGAGCACAGAGAAAUGGCGGGGAACCCAGUACUCCAUCACCUGAAUGGACCAAUGGACCCCUGUCCAAGGAAGUGACCGGCUAUUCCCAAAGGACGGACUUCCGAAAGGCCAGACCUGUCCACUUGAAUUCCACCAAGGUGGAAUCCAGGCCUCUUUUGAGCAACGAAAUUGUGAGAUCUUUUGGGUUAUUGGACUUCACAAUAACACAGAACUCAACCUUAAAUGCACUUUAGUUCAUAUCCAGAGCAUGAGAAAUCCGAAGGGCAAUCUUAAAUCUUGGAGAGAGAGAGACAGAGAGAGGAAGAGAGAGAACGUGUGGUGUCCCUCCCUUUAUCCUCCCCAAGCAAUGCACGGGCAAGCGGUGCGCAGAGACAGAUACUCCAUGGUGCAGACCCCACUCUUCGCCAAGCUAUCAGAAGGGGAAAUCAUGUAAUUAUCUCACAGCGGUGGAGACUGAUGUAGGAAUAACUCAUGUAGACAGAACAACUACAAUAGGCGGUAGAUGCUUCAGUAGUAGAUCUGGACACAGAACCUACUUAAUGUGCCCGUUUUAAAAGGAUGAACGGCGGUGUGCCUUUUUAAGUGUUAAGAGUGUGUCUCCGGUUUUGCAGUUGACAUUUCUGGACGGAGGUGGUUUGAAGACACAGGUAGACACCGGUUGAUGGUGUUCCUCGUCCCAUACAAGGUCUAGUUUCAUUUGGUGGGAUGCCUGCUUCUCUUUGGAGGAGAAUGCUUGUGAGUUGCAUACCUUGAAACAUACA